ACCUCCAUGUCUCCUCUUUUUUCAUAAUCUCGUUAGCAGGGAAUUGAAACUCUGCGUUUUGAGAGAAGGCGGCUCUUAAGCAUCGUCUUUGGCCGUGAAGAACACCAACACAAUCACUCUCUCACUCUUCAGAUCCGUGCGUGUGGCUGAAUCGCCAUGGCCAUGGCGAUUAGGGUUUUUCUCAUCCUUCUACUCUUUCUCUCAUCUACUAAUCUCAGCUCUUCGCUUUACGAAGAUCAAGUUGGUCUCAUGGACUGGCAUCAACAGUAUAUUGGGAAAGUAAAGCAAGCUGUGUUCCAUACUCAAAAGACCGGAAGAAAGCGUGUUUUAGUGUCUACGGAAGAGAAUGUAGUAGCUUCGCUUGAUCUUCGUCAUGGAGAGAUUUUUUGGAGGCAUAUUCUUGGGACCAACGAUGUUAUUGACGGACUUGAUAUUGCCCUCGGAAAAUAUGUCAUUACACUUUCAUCGGAUGGAAGUAUAUUGAGAGCAUGGAACCUUCCUGACGGACAGAUGGUUUGGGAGUCUUCCCUUCAGGGCUCAAAGGCAUCAAAGUCAUCAAAGUCCUUAUUAUACAUUCAGAAAAACUUGAAAGCUGAGAAGGAUGAUUUGAUCCUUGUUUUUGGUAGAGGGUGCCUCCAUGCUGUUUCCAGCAUAGACGGUGAAGUUCUCUGGAGGAAAGAUUUUGAGGGUGAAAGCAUUGAGGUCAGCCAUAUUAUUCACUCAACUGAUGUGAUCUAUGUAUCUGGUUUUGUUGGUUCUUCAAAGUUUUAUAUGUAUGAACUGAAUGCUAAAAAUGGAGAGUUAUUAAAGAAUGGUCAUGCAACACUUCCCUGUGGUACUUUUGGGGAAUUAUUAUCUGUGUCAGGUGAUAAGUUUGUGGUAUUGGAUGAUAUGAGGUCAAAGAUAUUAACAAUAAUCAUCAAGAGUGGAGAGAUUAGCUACAACCAGAAGCAGAUCUCAGAUCUCACCAAGGAUUCAUCCGGACAGGCAGUAAUAUUACCAACAAAGCUUUCAGAAUUGUUUGCAUUAAAUACCAAUUCACAUGUUCUUUUAAUUAAAGUGACAAAUGAAGGUGACUUAGUGUUGGUGGACAAAGUUCAUAAUGCAGCAGCUUUUAGUGAUGCCCUGUCAAUUUCAGAGGGGCAGCACGCUUUUGCAUUUGUUCAACACGGAGACAACAAAAUUCACCUCUUUGUAAAGGAUGUUAAUGAUUGGAAUGCCGAUUUGCUUAAGGAAAGUAUCGUAAUAGACCGUCAAAGAGGGAAUAUUGAUAAGAUUUUUAUAAACAAUUAUGUGAGGACAGAUAGAACACAUGGUUUUAGAGCAUUGAUGGUAAUGGAGGAUCAUUCACUCUUGUUAGUACAACAAGGAGAAAUUGUCUGGAGUAGAGAGGAUGGUCUUGCAUCAGUUGUGGAUGUAACAACGUCAGAACUACCUGUGGAAAAGGAAGGUGUAUCAGUGGCAAAAGUUGAACAGAACCUCUUUGAAUGGCUUAAGGGACAUGUGCUGAAGCUCAAAGGAACUUUAAUGAUUGCAAGCCCUGAGGAUGUAGUAGCUAUUCAAGCACUGAGGUUGAGGAGUUCUGAGAAAAGCAAGAUGACCCGGGAUCAUAAUGGCUUUCGUAAGUUGCUUAUAGUACUUACAAGGGCAGGAAAGGUUUUUGCUUUGCACACCGGAGAUGGACGUGUAGUUUGGUCUAUUCUACUUCAUACUCUACGCAGAUCAGAAGUGUGUGAAAAUCCUGUUGGGCUUAACAUAUAUCAGUGGCAGGUUCCACAUCAUCAUGCAUUGGAUGAGAAUCCAUCUAUCCUUGUAGUUGGGCGAUGUGGACCAAGUUUGGCUGCACCAGCUGCUCUUUCUUUUAUUGAUGCGUACACAGGGAAGGAACUCAAUUCUUUGAAUCUUGCUCAUACUGUUGCUCAAGUCAUUCCACUGCCUUAUACUGAUUCUACUGAACAGCGUCUGCAUCUAAUUAUAGAUGUUAACCAACAUGCAUAUUUAUACCCAAGAACACCUGAAGCUAUUAACAUUCUGCAACGUGAGUUUUCAAAUAUGUACUGGUACUCAGUUGAGGCUGAUAAUGGUGUUAUCAGAGGUCAUGCCUUGAAGAGCAAGUGCAUUGGCGAAGUAGGGGAUGAAUACUGCUUUGACUUCAGGGAUUUAUGGUCUAUUGUAUUCCCAUCUGAAUCAGAAAAGAUUAUUACAACAGUGACAAGAAAAUCAAAUGAGGUUGUUCAUACUCAAGCAAAGGUUAUGACAGACUACGAUGUUAUGUAUAAGUAUAUAUCAAAGAAUGUACUUUUUGUCGCAAAUGCAGCACCAAAAGCCAAGGGAGAAAUUGGAACAGCAAGCCCAGAAGAGGCAUGGCUGGUCAUCUAUAUCAUUGAUACCGUGACUGGUCGCAUAUUGCAUCGCAUGACUCAUCAUGGUUGCCAGGGUCCUGUCCAUACUGUAUUUAGUGAAAACUGGGUUGUCUACCAUUAUUUUAAUCUCAGAGCACACAGAUAUGAGAUGUCAGUUGUUGAGGUCUAUGAUCAGUCUCGAGGGGAUAAUAAAGAUGUUUGGAAGUUUGUUCUUGGGAAACAUAAUCUUACGUCGCCCAUCUCCUCUUACUAUCGACCAGAAGUCAUAACAAAAUCGCAGUCAUACUUCUUUACCCAUUCUGUGAAAGCAAUUGCAGUGACUUCAACGGCGAAGGGUAUAACGUCUAAGCAGCUUCUUAUUGGAACAAUCGGUGAUCAGGUUCUGGCACUUGACAAACGCUUUUUGGAUCCCCGGCGCACACUUAAUCCCUCACAAGCUGAGAAAGAAGAAGGGAUUAUUCCUCUUACUGAUUCGUUGCCCAUCAUUUCUCAGUCCUAUAUUACCCAUUCCCUUAAGGUGGAAGGUCUACGAGGUAUAGUAACAGUACCUGCCAAGCUGGAGUCUACAUCCCUCGUCUUUGCCUAUGGAGUAGAUCUAUAUUUUACCCAGAUUGCUCCUUCUAGAACUUACGAUUCACUAACUGAAGAUUUCAGCUAUGCUCUACUUCUUUUAACUAUUGUUGCACUCGUAGCAGCAAUAUUUGUCACUUGGGUAUUAUCAGAGAGGAAAGAUCUCCAAGAGAAAUGGAGAUGAUCCCUCCUCCAUUUUUGCCCUAUAAUUUCUCUAAAUUUGAAGUUUUAAGUAGGUUUAUCAGUUUUCUUUGUUAGUUAAGUUCGGAGGUCCACUGAAUUCUUGUAGCUUGAAUUGCAGAAGUAAUGUAGAAUACCAUUACAUUGCAUUGUUUGAGGUUAAAUGGAGGAUUCUUUUAAUUUUAAUGAUGUAAAUUAAGGAGUACGAAAGAGAAUCACAACUUUCGAGGCCAGUUGUGUCGUGAAAUAAGUAUCGCAGGCUUAUGUUGACAUAUUUUGUUUUCCGUAUUCUAAAUGCAGUGUUUCAUCUACAACUACGAGGUUUAAACAAAUGUUGUAGAUCUCCUUUCCAACCAUUUUCCUUUUCUGAUUAAUUACAGAUUCAGUUCUUAAUUGUAGUUUUCUUUUAAUUGCUUUGAUAUGAAUAUGCCGACGAACAAUUUUUAC
Abrus precatorius (Indian licorice) is the source of this 3560-nucleotide messenger RNA. RefSeq names its product ER membrane protein complex subunit 1. Gene Ontology annotation, molecular function: protein binding. Gene Ontology annotation, biological process: protein folding in endoplasmic reticulum. Bases 157 to 3117 code for a protein of 986 amino acids. The record is from RefSeq and is a predicted model, not a curated record. NCBI's taxonomy places the organism in Eukaryota, Viridiplantae, Streptophyta, Magnoliopsida, Fabales, Fabaceae. The transcript is spliced from 12 exons. Gene Ontology annotation, cellular component: EMC complex.